Loxodonta africana (African savanna elephant) is the source of this 10260-nucleotide messenger RNA. RefSeq names its product ubiquitin protein ligase E3 component n-recognin 3 (gene UBR3). The transcript has 32 exons. The coding region runs from base 16 to 4650 and encodes 1544 amino acids. The record is from RefSeq and is a predicted model, not a curated record. Gene Ontology annotation, biological process: ubiquitin-dependent protein catabolic process via the N-end rule pathway; protein ubiquitination. Gene Ontology annotation, cellular component: cytoplasm; ubiquitin ligase complex. Lineage: Eukaryota; Metazoa; Chordata; Mammalia; Proboscidea; Elephantidae. Gene Ontology annotation, molecular function: zinc ion binding; ubiquitin protein ligase activity.
UUCUGAGCUCUCAUCAUGGCGGCGGCGGCCGCGGCGGCUGUCGGCGGUCCGCAGCCGUCCCAGCCCGAGCCGCCCGCGCCGGGGCUGGCCCUGGACAAGGCAGCCACCGCCGCGCACCUGAAGGCGGCCCUCAGCCGGCCGGACAACCGAGCGGGCGCUGAGGAGCUGCAGGCGCUGCUGGAGCGGGUGCUGAGCGCCGAGCGGCCGCUGGCUGCGGCUGCGGGCGGCGAGGAGGCGGCGGCGGCGGGUGGCGGGGGCGGUCCGGGGGCGGCCGAAGAAGAGGCCCUGGAGUGGUGUAAGUGCCUUCUGGCGGGCGGCGGCGGCUACGACGAAUUCUGCGCGGCGGUGCGGGCCUACGACCCUGCGGCGCUCUGCGGCCUGGUCUGGACAGCCAACUUCGUGGCCUACCGCUGCCGGACGUGCGGCAUCUCCCCCUGCAUGUCGCUGUGUGCCGAGUGUUUCCACCAGGGCGACCACACCGGGCACGACUUCAACAUGUUCCGCAGCCAGGCCGGGGGCGCCUGUGACUGCGGUGACAGCAACGUGAUGCGGGAGAGUGGGUUUUGCAAAAGGCAUCAAAUUAAAUCAAGUUCAAAUAUUCCCUGUGUCCCCAAAGAUUUACUGAUGAUGUCUGAAUUUGUACUUCCAAGAUUUAUUUUUUGUCUUAUUCAGUACUUAAGAGAAGGCUAUAAUGAACCAGCAGCUGAUGUACCAUCAGAAAAAGACCUUAACAAAGUCCUUCAGCUUUUGGAACCUCAAAUUUCCUUUUUAGAAGACCUCACUAAAAUGGGAGGAGCAAUGAGGUCUGUUCUUACUCAGGUUUUGACAAACCAACAAAGCUACAAAGAUCUGACUUCUGGUCUUGGUGAAAAUACUUGUGCGAAGAAAAGUCAUGAAAAGUAUCUUAUAGCUUUGAAGAGCUCUGGACUUACAUAUCCUGAGGAUAAGCUCAUAUAUGGUAUGCAGGAGCCAUCUGCUGGCACUAGCACUCUGGCAGUUCAAGGUUUUGCGGGUGCAACAGGAACCUUGGGACAAGUAGAUUCUUCAGAUGAGGAGGAUCAAGAUGGGAGUCAAGGUCUGGGCAAGCGAAAGAGGGUAAAACUAAGCAGUGGCACCAAAGAUCAGUCCAUAAUGGAUGUUUUGAAACAUAAAAGUUUCCUAGAAGAACUAUUGUUUUGGACUAUAAAGUAUGAAUUUCCCCAGAAGAUGGUAACUUUCUUACUCAACAUGCUUCCAGAUCAAGAGUAUAAGGUUGCUUUUACAAAAACUUUUGUUCAGCAUUAUGCUUUCAUUAUGAAAACACUGAAGAAAAGUCAUGAAUCAGACACAAUGUCUAACAGAAUUGUGCAUAUUAGCGUUCAGUUGUUCAGCAAUGAGGAGCUAGCCAGACAGGUAACAGAAGAAUGUCAGCUGCUGGAUAUUAUGGUCACUGUAUUACUAUACAUGAUGGAAAGUUGCCUUAUUAAAAGUGAACUACAAGAUGAAGAAAAUAGUUUACAUGUGGUAGUGAACUGUGGAGAAGCAUUACUGAAGAAUAACACUUACUGGCCUCUCGUUAGUGAUUUUAUUAAUAUUCUUUCUCAUCAAAGUGUGGCUAAGAGAUUUCUGGAGGACCAUGGUUUGUUAGUUACGUGGAUGAACUUUGUGUCUUUCUUUCAAGGUAUGAACUUAAACAAGCGAGAGCUAAAUGAGCAUGUGGAAUUUGAGUCUCAGACCUACUAUGCUGCCUUCGCUGCUGAACUUGAGGCCUGUGCACAGCCAAUGUGGGGGCUCUUAUCACAUUGUAAAGUUAGGGAAACUCAAGAAUAUACCCGAAAUGUUGUUAGAUAUUGCCUUGAAGCUCUUCAAGACUGGUUUGAUGCUAUUAACUUUGUAGAUGAGCCAGCACCUAACCAAGUCACUUUUCAUCUGCCACUACAUCGUUACUAUGCCAUGUUUUUGAGUAAGGCUGUGAAGUGUCAAGAACUAGAGCUGGAUUCUGUUUUACCAGAUCAGGAAAUGUUAAUGAAACUAAUGAUUCACCCACUCCAAAUUCAAGCAAGUCUUGCUGAAAUCCAUAGCAAUAUGUGGGUAAGAAAUGGUCUGCAAAUCAAAGGGCAAGCCAUGACCUAUGUACAGUCUCAUUUUUGUAAUUCCAUGAUUGAUCCUGACAUUUACCUGUUACAGGUCUGUGCUUCUAGACUUGACCCAGAUUAUUUUAUUUCAUCUGUCUUUGAAAGAUUUAAGGUAGUGGAUUUGUUGACAAUGGCAUCGCAACACCAAAAUACAGUACUCGAUGCAGAGCACGAGAGAUCAAUGUUAGAAGGCGCUCUUACAUUUCUUGUGAUUCUCUUGAGUCUUCGUUUGCAUUUAGGAAUGUCUGAUGAUGAGAUUCUUAGGGCAGAGAUGGUAGCCCAGCUGUGUAUGAAUGACAGGACACACAGUUCACUGUUGGACCUCAUUCCAGAAAAUCCAAAUCCCAAAAGUGGCAUUAUUCCAGGCAGUUAUAGCUUUGAAUCAGUUUUAUCAACUGUAGCUGAUUUUAAGGCUCCUGUUUUUGAACCUGGAGGUUCUAUGCAACAAGGCAUGUAUACUCCCAAAGCUGAAGUCUGGGAUCAGGAGUUUGACCCCGUCAUGGUCAUUCUUCGAACAGUUUACCGUAGAGAUGUGCAGUCUGCAAUGGACAGAUAUACAGCAUUCUUAAAACAGAGUGGAAAAUUCCCUGGAAAUCCCUGGCCCCCCUAUAAGAAAAGGACACCACUCCAUCCCAGCUAUAAAGGUCUCAUGAGACUUUUGCACUGUAAAACUUUACACAUUGUGCUAUUCACUCUGCUUUACAAGAUUCUGAUGGAUCAUCAAAAUCUGUCAGAACAUGUUCUCUGCAUGGUUUUAUAUCUGAUUGAAUUAGGACUCGAAAAUUCUCCUGAAGAGGAAUCAGAUGAAGAGGCACCAGUGGGUGGACCAGAACGUUGCCAUGACAGUUGGUUUCCUGGAAUUAACUUAGUAUCAAACAUGCGACACUUUAUAAACUAUGUUAGAGUCAGAGUUCCAGAGACAGCUCCUGAAGUGCGAAGAGACUCACCUGCAAGUACUAGUUCUGAUAGCUUGGGUUCUUUACAAAAUUCGGGUACAGCUCAAGUUUUCAGCUUAGUAGCAGAACGUAGAAAGAAAUUUCAGGAGAUCAUCAAUCGCAGUAGCAAUGAAGCAAAUCAGGUGGUUCGUCCCAAAACUUCAAGUAAAUGGUCUACUCCUGGUUCAGCUCCACAGUUAACUACAGCCAUUUUGGAAAUAAAAGAAAGCAUAUUGUCUUUGCUAAUUAAACUUCACCACAAACUCUCAGGAAAACAAAACUCCUACUAUCCUCCUUGGCUAGAUGACAUAGAAAUUUUAAUCCAACCAGAAAUUCCUAAAUAUAGUCAUGGAGAUGGUAUAACUGCAGUAGAAAGAAUUUUACUAAAAUCUGCAUUGCAAAGCAGAAUGAACAAGCGCAUCAUUGAAGAGAUAUGUAGAAAAGUGACCCCUCCUGUGCCACCCAAAAAAAUCACUGCAGCAGAGAAGAAAACAUUGGACAAAGAAGAAAGGCGACAAAAGGCUAGAGAGAGGCAGCAGAAAUUGCUUGCAGAGUUUGCUUCACGACAGAAAAGCUUCAUGGAAACUGCCAUGGAUGUUGACUCUCCUGAGACGGAUAUUCCUAUGGAGAUAACCACAGCAGAACCACAAGUUUCUGAGGCAGUAUAUGACUGUGUUAUUUGUGGACAGAGUGGCCCCUCCUCUGAAGACCGACCUACAGGAUUGGUUGUACUGUUACAGGCAUCUUCAGUUUUAGGGCAGUGCCGUGACAGCGUUGACCCAAAAAAGCUGCCGAUCACUGAAGAGGAACAGAUUUACCCUUGGGAUACAUGUGCAGCGGUUCAUGACGUGAGACUUUCAUUAUUACAGCGCUAUUUUAAAGAUAGUUCCUGUCUCUUGGCCGUAUCAAUUGGUUGGGAAGGAGGUGUUUAUGUACAAACCUGUGGCCACACAUUACAUAUAGAUUGUCAUAAAUCUUACAUGGAAUCGUUACGGAAUGACCAGGUUCUUCAGGGCUUCUCAGUGGACAAAGGAGAAUUCACGUGUCCUCUCUGUAGGCAGUUUGCUAACAGUGUUCUUCCUUGUUAUCCUGGAACCAGUAUGGAAAAUAACCUUUGGCACCGUCCUAGUAACAAAAGCAUACAAGAUCUCAUAAAGGAAGUAGAGGAGCUACAGGGACGGCCGGGAGCUUUCACAGUAAGCAUCAGUUCAGAAACCAACUUAAGUAAAGAAAUGGAAUCUGUAAUGAAAGAUAUCAAAAAUACCACUCAGAAGAAAUACAGAGACUAUAGCAAGACCCCAAGCUCACCAGAUAAUGAUUUUCUCUUUAUGUACUCUGUUGCUAGAACCAAUUUGGAGCUUGAAUUAAUUCAUCGAGGAGGCAAUUUGUGUUCAGGUGGUGCAAGCACAGCUGGCAAAAGGUCUUGUUUGAAUCAGUUGUUCCAUGUAUUAGCCUUGCACAUGCGGCUCUAUAGCAUUGAUUCAGAGUAUAAUCCCUGGAGAAAACUCACUCAGUUAAUAGAGGACAUGAAUUCACAGUGUCGUCGAGUCAGUUCUAACUCAACGGCACCCCUGUGUACAACAGAAGGAAACGCUGCCUGACCCUGCACCAUCCUUACAAUCAUUGCUAUGUUUGAGUCCAUUGUUGCAGCCACUGUGUCAAUCCAUCUUUUUGAGGGUCUUCCUCUUUUUGCUGACCAUCUACUUGAGAAGCAUGAUGUCCUUCUCCAAGGACUGGUCCCUCCUGAUAACGUGUCCAAAGUACGUAAGACGAAGUCUUACCAUCCUUGCUUCUAAGAACGUUGUGGUUAUACUUCUUGCUAGACAGAUUUGUUCAUUCUUCUGGCAGUUGAUGGUAUAUUCAAUAUUCUUUGCCAAUACUGUAACUUAUAGGUGUUCAAUUCUUUUUCGAUCUUCCUUAGUCAUUGUCCAGCUUUUGCCUGCAUAUGAGGCAGUUGAAAAUAUCAGGGCUACGGUCAGGUGCACCUUAGUCCUCAAAGUGACAUCUUUGCUUUUGGACACUUUAAAGAGUCUUUUAUAGCAGAUUUGCCCAAUGCAAUAUGUCUUUAAGAUUUCUUGACUGCUGCUUCCAUGGGCAUUGAUCGUGGAUCCAAGUAAAACGAAAUCCUUGACAACAUCAAUCUUUUCUCCAUUUAUCAUGAUGUUUUUUAUUGGUCCAGUUGUGAGAAUUGUUGUUUUCUUUAUGUUGAGGCAUAAUCCAUACUGAAGGUUGUAGUCUUUGAUCUUUCAUCAGAAACUGCUUCAAGUCCACUUUACUUUUCAGCAAGUAAGGUUGCAUCAUCUGUGUAUCACAGGUUGUUAAUUAGUCUUUCUCCAGUUGUCAUGCCCCAUUCUUCAUAUAGUUCAGCUUCACGAAUUAUUUGUUCAGCAUACAAAUUGAAAAAGUAUGGUGAAAGGAUACAACCCUGAUGCAUACCUUUCCUGAUUUCAGACCACGAAGUAUCUCCUUGUUCUGUUUAAGCGACUGCUUCUUAGUCUGCAUAUAGGUUAGUGUGAGUACAAAAAGUGUUUUGGAAUUCCCAUUCUUUGUAGUGUUAUCCAUGAUUUGUUAUGAUCCACACAGUUGAAUACCUUUACAUAGUUAAUAAAACACAGGUAAACAUCUUUCUGGUAUUCUCUGCUUUCAGCCAAGAUCCAGCUGACAUCAGCAGUAAUCCUUGUUCCACGUACUCUUCUGAAUCCGGCUUGAAUUUCUGGCAGCUCCCUGUCGAUGUUUUUGAAUGAUUUUCAGCAAAAUUUUACUUGUGUGUGACAUUAAUGAUAUUGUUUGAUAAUUUCCUCUUUCUGUUAGAUUGCCUUUUUUUGGAAUGGGCACAAAUAUGAGUAUCUUCCGGUCAGUUAGCCAGGUAGCUGUCUUCAACAUUUUUUGGCAUAGAUGAGUGAGCGCUUCCAGCAUUGCAUCCAUUUGUUGAAGAGUCUUAAUUGAUAUUCCAUCAAUUCCUGGAGCUUACUUUUUUCACCAAUGCCUUUAAUGCAGCUUGGACUUCUUCCUUCUUUACCGUCUGUUCUUUAUCCUAUGCUACCUCCUGAAAUAGUUGAAUGUCAACUAGUUCUUUUUGUUACAGUGACUGUAUAUUCCUUCCAUCUUCUUUUGUUGCUUUCUGUACCAUUCAGUAUUUUUCCCAUAAAAUCCUUCAGUAUUGUAACUUGAGGCUUGAAGUUUUUCUUUAGUUCUUUCAGCUUGAGAAGUGUUGAGCUUGUUCUUCUCUUUUGGUUUGUUGACUCCAGGUCUUUGCACAUUUCAUUGUAGUACUUUGUCUUCUGGAACUGCCCUUUGAAAUCUUCUGUUCAUCUCUUUUACUUUAUCAUUUCUUCCUUUCGCUUUAGCUACUUUACGUUCAAGAGCAAGUUUGAGAGUCUCUUCAGACAUCUAUUUUGGUCUUUUCUUUCUUUCCUGUCUUUUUAAUGACCUUUUGGCUUUCUUCAUGUAAGAUGUCUUUGAUGUCAUUCUACAACUCGUCUGGUCUUGGGUUAUUAGUGUUCAAUGUGUCUAAUAUAUUCUUGAGAUGGUCUCUAAAUUCAGGUUGGAUAUACUCAAGGUUGUAUCUUGGCUCUGGUUUACUUGUUCUAAUUUUCUUUAGCUUCAACUUGAACUUGCAUUUGAGCAAUUGAUGGUUGUUCCACAUUCGGCCCCUUGCCUUGCUCUGAUUGAUGAUAUUGAGCUUCUCCCUCGUCUUUUUCAGUAGAUGUAGUCAAUUCGAUUCCUGUGUAUUCUUUCUGGAGAGGUCCAUGUGUAUAGUGGCCAUUUAUGUUGUUGUAAACAGAUAUUUCCAAUGAGUAGGUCAUUGGUCUUACAAAAUUGUGUCAUGCAAUCUCUGGCCUCGUUUCUGUCACCAAGAGCAUAUUUUCCAGUUACUGAUAUUUCUUUGUUUCCAACUUUUGUGUUUCAAUCACCAGUAAUUGUUACUGCAUCUUGAUUGCAUGUUUGAUUAAUUUCAGACCACAGAAGUUGCUAAAAAUCUUCAUUUUUUUUCAUCUUUGGCAUUAGUGGUUGAUGUAUAAAUUUGAAUAAUAAUGGUAUUAACUGGUUUUCCUUGUAGGCAUAUGGAUAUUAUCUUAUCACUGAUAGCAUUGUAUUUCAGGCUAGAUCUUGAAAUGUUCUUGAGAAUGAAUGUGGCGUCGUUCCUCUUCAGUUUGACAUUCCUGGCAUAGUAUACCAUGUAAUCAGAACGGUCGAUAUCAGGCCAUUUCAGCUCAAAAAAAUUUUUAAUGCCUAGGAUAUCUAUCUUCAAGCGUUCCAUUUCAUUUUCGACGUCUUUUAAUUUUACUAGAUUCAUACCUCGUAAUUCCACAUUCUGAUUAUUAAUGAAUGUUUGCAGCUGUUUCUUCUUAUUUUGAGUCUUGCCACAUCAGCAAAUGAAGGUCUUGAAAGCUUUGCUCCAUCCAUAUCAUUAAGGCUGACUCUGCUUUGAGGUAUGACCUUGAGUAUAUUCCACCUGAAUUUAGAGACCAUCUCAAGAACAGAUUUGAUGCAUUGAACAUUAAUGACCCUUAAUAGAGUUUGUACCAUUUUGCUUUUUCUCUUGCAGUAUAAGAGAGUGCAGUUUCCUCACAGCCUUGCCAAUAGAAUACGUCCAACUUUUUAGAUUUUUUUUUUGCCAAAUCAGAAGAGAAGAUAUGAUAUUCCCGUGUCAUUUUAGUUUUCGUUUCUCUUAGUAUAAAUGCAGUUCAACAUUUAAUGGCUAUCUGCAUUUUCUUUUUAUAAACUCUCUAAUCUGUUGCCCAUUUAAAAAAAAUGAAUUGGUUUUUUCCUCUCCAGUUUUAGGACCUAUUUAUGUAUUAUGGAUAUUAAAUCCCAUUGCUGACGAGUUGAUUCUGACUCAUAGCAACCCUUUAUUUGUGUUUUCCUUUAUUAAUUCUGGUUUUUGAAUUAUAGUUAGAAAACAAAACAAAAAAAAAGGCCCUGGUUAUAAAGAGAUUUCUCCACGUUUUCUUUUAGUAUUUUUAUGAUUUUAAAUUUUAGGUGUAUUCCUCUAAUCCAUUUGGAAUUUAUAAGGAGUGGAUCCAAUUUUAUUUUUUUCAUAUAACUAUCAAAUGUUCUGCUGCGUUGUCUUUCCCACAGUAGUAAGUUAAAGCAGGUUCACACAUACCUGGAUUUACAACAGAGGUGGCAUUGCAGAGCAGUGGGGGGAGAAUAAUCUUUAUAAUAAAUAAAAACUGAAAAACCAAAUCCAUUCCUGUGAAGUCAGUCUGACUCAUAAUGAUGCAAUAGGACAGAGUAGAUCUGCCCCCAAAGGGUUUUCAAGGAGCAACUGGUGGAUUAGAACUGCUGACCUUUUUGGUUAGCAGCCUUAGCUCUAAAUCACUGUGCCAAAUCUGUUUGAUUUCUGAUGAUGUUAAGUAUUUCCAUAUCUAUUAGACAUUUGCGUACACUGUGAAAUUUCUAUUCAGGGCCUCUAUUUUUUUCUAUUGGCAUCUUAAUUAUUUUCUAAUGAUCUGAAUGUUUUUUUAUGUUUUAACAUAUUGAACCUUAUUUUUUCAAAUUUGUUGACCUUUUUUUCUAAAAUAUGUUUGCCUUUUAACUUUGUCAUUUUUUUCUUGGCAUCAAAAAAUCUGUUGCUGUCAAGUUGAUUCUGACUCACAGCAACCCUAAAGGACAGAGUUGAACUAUCCCAUAGGGUUUCAGGAAGCAGCUGGUGGAUUUGAACUGCUGACCUUUUGGUUAGCAGCCAACCUCUUAACCACCGUGCUACCAGGGUUCCAAAAUGGGAUUGGAAAGGUGAGCAACUUGCUCAAGUUUGUAUAGCAAGGAAUUGGGUGUAUGUGGACUUCCAGUCUGUUGUGUGCCAUCAGUCAAUUUUGUCAAAUCCAUCAGACUUUGUAUUUGUUUCCUUUUUUUUUCCCUAUUACUUUCAUACUUACACUGCCCAUCCGCAUUCAGUACACAUGAGGACAGUAAUAAAUACGGCGAACAUUUACGUCAUGCUGCUCAUCUUGUGCCUUGCAAGUAUAAUCUCAGUCUAAAAUCUUAUAACCUGUAUGUUAACUACAAUUUACAUUUAUAGCCAAAAUCCGGUAUUUACUUUUAUAGCCAAUAUUACAAUGUGUUCCCAGUCUUAGGAUUUGCAGUAUUGAGCUGUUUUUUCUUCUUACAGUUUUCUUAGGGAUGAUUUUUAAAAAUAUAUAAUCUACUUGGACUUUAUUUUCAUCAUCAUUAUUAGGUGAAAAUCUAAAAUUCAUUUUCAAAUAACCAGCUAAUUUUUCCAGCAAUUUUGUAUCCUGUUUAUUAUGUAAAAACCAGUUGUAGUCAAGUCAGUUCCAACUCAUGGUGAACCCAUGUGUUUCACAGCAGAACUGCACUCCCUAGGGUUUUCAUGGAUGUAACCUUUGGAAGCAGAUAGCUAGUCUUUUCUUCUGAGAGGCCUCUGGGUGAGUCCAAACUGCCAGUCUGAAUGGUCACAGCCAAGCGUUUAACCAUUUGUGCAACACAGCGGGUCCUUAUUAUAUAUUAUUUAUAUAUUAUAGGCCUGUUUAGGAGCUUUCCCCUUUGUUCUCUUGACCUCUGAGCCUAUUUCUAUGACAGUACCAUGUUUUAACUUAUUGAAGAGAUAUAUUAUGUAUAAAUAUUUGGUUGGGUUAGGUUCUUAUCCUUCCCCACAUCUCUCAAUUUUUAUUUGCUGUUCUCACUUGUUUAUUCUUCCAGGUGAUCUUUAGAAACAUUUUCUAAACCCUUCCUCUCACUUGUGACGUUGAUUAAAAUUAAUUUAAACUCAUUAAUCUGAGAAGAACAGGUAUCGUUGUAAUGUAUAGUCUUCUCAACUAGGAACAUUCCCGUUCUUUUAAUACUUUUUUUUGUAUCGUGCAAAAUGUUUGAAGUUUUUUUAUAUAAAGGCUAACUUCAACUUGUUUCUCAGAUCAGAACUUAAACUUUUAGUUUGGUGAACUUCCCUUUCAUAAAUGCCUCCUUCCCCUACCCCCUGCUCUGCCUCCUUCCUGCCAGCCUCAACCUCAGAAGACCCUCUUAUUUGUUCUUGUUGCAUAGCAGGUUUACAUAUAUUGUAGCAGUCUUUGCACUUUGUUGUAGUUGCCUAUUAACCUGUCCUUGGAGACUUUUCACACUCAUUGAUCAAAACCCAUGAUACACAGUGCCCUCCCUGGUCUGGUCCCUGUUGGCUUUGAUCCUUCUCCUGCACAUGCAGCCUUGGCUCUUCCUCAUGUUCCUUAUGCGCUGACAUUCCAAACAUGCUAGAU